CUGACAAUUCGUUCCAUUGUCCCAUCAGGAUGUUAGGAGGCUUACCCCCGAGAACAGCCGAGACAACUCCCUAAAGUACCCAAAGCAAAGGGGCUCUCUAUUAGCAGCCCUAGCCUAGCUCAGAUGUAUAGCUCUUUGCGCAGAGACGCAUUCGUCUCCCAGAUGCUGCUCCGUUACUUCGUAAUGAUCUAGGAAGGUCCGAAUAGGUAACGCCGAAAGGAGGUAGGUUUUAUAAAUACCGACCAUCAUGGCCGUUGAGCAAGCGACGUUCGUGUAUAGGAGUGGUCUGUCACAUCAAGUUCUUAGCCCAAUUUCACCUCCUUAGCUUCGAUCAACAUUAUCCAUGAAGAGCUUUCUCCUUCUAUUCAGCGCUGGUCUGGUUGCCGGCCGUCCAUCCGGCACUGCUCCUCGAGCUGCGGCUGAGUUACCAACCCUUGGCCUGACCAAUGUGACCAAGAUUGACAUGGCCAACGGCGGCGGCCUUAAGGGCCGCCGUCUGGCUGGCCCGUUCAUGGGCGUCGAUUUCCCCGACCCGAGUAUCAUCUGGGGUGAUGGCUCGUGGAAAGCGUAUGGAACUUCGUCGAACGGCAAGAAGAUACCUGUCGCUAAAUCAUCCGAUACUUGGUCCUGGACGCUCACUGGUAACGACGCUCUGCCGAACCCUGGAUCCUGGGUUGACCCUAACGACCAGGGAAUCUGGGCUCCCGACGUGCAGAAGAAUGACGCUGGCGUGUAUGUCAUGUAUUAUACCGCUCGCCAAAACGGUGGGAACCACUGUAUCGGCGCUGCAACCUCAAACUCGGCAUUAGGACCCUUCACGCCUCAAAGCCAACCAUUAAUAUGCGACGGCGCCAACGGAGGUGUUAUUGAUGCCUCGGGUUACGACGACGGUGCGAACCGGUGGAUCUUAUGGAAAGUCGACGGAAACAGCCUCGGCGGCGCGACCACGUGCCAAGGCGGAGCGCCGUCCGGCGACUACCGAUCGACACCGAUCAAGAUCCAGCGCGUGGCGCGGGACGCGCUGACGCUCCUCGACAGCCCGAAGACGAUCCUCGACAACGAGGGCGCCUCCAACAACGGCGUCGUCGAGGCCCCUGCGCUGUACAAGAUCGCCGACGGGAACUACGUCCUGUUCUACAGCGCCCACUGCUACUCGAGCGACGACUACGACGUCGAGUACGCCUUCUCGAGCACCAUUGACGGGAGCUACACCAACCGCGGUAUCCUCAUCCGCACCGUCGAUAACCGCGGCGUCUACGGCCCCGGAGGCCUGGAUAUCGACCCCAACGGCAAGACCGUCGUGUUCCACGGCCGGCUGCAGCCGAACCAGGGCAAUGCUGCACGCGAGUUGUAUAGUGCCGAGCUGACGAUUAACGGGCGAUCAAUUGGCCUGUAAGAGCAUCGACGCGUGAAACAGUUGUCGUCGGAUUUUCUUUUUGCUAGCGACGAGAUAUUUAUGACGAUGUGACAACUACGUAAGUGGCGGAUUUACUCACUGCCGGAGAGUUGAACCGCCGUGUGAAUAUUGACAUCGGCAGUUUUGUAUAUAUACAUGCUCACUUGCAUUUUCUCUUGCAUAUGCAUAUCGAUUUCAUUUUAUAUCAGACUUGUAUAUAGUUAAAUUUCAUGUAAAUA
Molecule: messenger RNA, 1635 nt
Organism: Daldinia caldariorum
Lineage: Eukaryota; Fungi; Ascomycota; Sordariomycetes; Xylariales; Hypoxylaceae
Product: glycoside hydrolase family 43 protein
Exons: 2
Coding region: 344-1396 (350 amino acids)
Biological process (GO): carbohydrate metabolic process
Molecular function (GO): hydrolase activity, hydrolyzing O-glycosyl compounds
Source: RefSeq, a predicted model, not a curated record